Messenger RNA from Microplitis demolitor, 1178 nucleotides. RefSeq lists its product as uncharacterized. The record is from RefSeq and is a predicted model, not a curated record. The transcript has 4 exons. The coding region runs from base 244 to 1014 and encodes 256 amino acids. NCBI's taxonomy places the organism in Eukaryota, Metazoa, Arthropoda, Insecta, Hymenoptera, Braconidae.
AUAUACAUAAAAUGUUUAUCGACAAAAAUACCUUUCUGGGAAUCCUUUGUUUUUAUGCAUAAUAAUUUUAUAUAUAACAGCUUUAGCCCGUUAGUUCUGAAUUGAAACAUACAAAAGAAACUACAUAAGUGACAGCCCAAGAUUUAUUAAAAUAGCCAAGUGCAUCGUCUAGAAAAGUAAAAUUAUUUAAAAUAUCAUAGCUUAUAAUUUAAUUUAUUUAAAAAACUCUUAAAAGUAUUCAAUAUGUUGCCAAUGGGAAUUCCAAUGAUAAUGUUAGGUGUUGUGGUUGGAGCUGUAACAGCAUCUGCAUUUUAUUUUAUGAGACGAAAUCAGCAACACAAUUAUCAUACAUAUAAAUAUGAUAACAAUCGAUAUGAACGACCUAAACCAGAAAGAGCUCAUAACCUUACUUGUCCAUUUUGUGGACGGCCAACAGUAGCCAAUGAUUAUCCGUUAGCAUGUGGUCACUUGUGUCAUGUAACUUGUUUCAGAAGUCGACCUCUUGGUAUUAGAAAUAUUUGUUCAUUUUGUCAUGAUGAUAAUCAAGAUGAAGUAAUAUUAAGAUCAUCUUCACGAUCACACGAAGAUACUAGACAGCGAACUAAUCGUACAGCUCGAUCAAGUGAAACUAGAAACGAUUUGACACCUGGGAAACAAACUUCAACAUCAGGUUCAGUCUCAGAAUCAUCUUCACGAUUAUGGGAAACUAAGCAACCAAUUGGAAGUCCGACUACGUCUAGUGAAACUGAAAAUAUUUCGACUCCUGAAGUAAAAACUCCAACACCAGGUUCUGCAUCACCAACAGAAGAUUCAAAAUGUGCGUACUGUCAAAUUCCAAUGAAAGGUCUUGCUGAUAGUGAACGAUUACCAAAUUGUCGUCAUUAUGCACACGAACAGUGCAUGAAAAAAUUAUUUCACAUAGCACAGUGCCGGACUUGUAAUCUUAGUGGUGACUCAUCAGACUCUGCAGUAGACGAAACGGAAUUUCCGUCACGUGUAUCUCACGACUACUAAUUAAUAAUUAAUUGUCUGAUUAGAAUUUAAAUAACUUUAAGAUUAAUUUAUAUCAAUCAUAUUAUGAGCUAUAGAAAAUAAUUAAUUUUUUAAUUUCGAUUUAUCUCACUAUACAAUAAGAACUUAUUAUUAUAGAUAACGAUUUGUUACACGGAUAGAAUGAC